GAUGUAUAUGUUGAUGUGCAGCAUGGGCUUAACGAGUAUCCAGCGUUCAUAAUUGUAAGAAUGAAUCUUACUGACACCAGAGGGAAGUUGACCGCAAUGUCGGACGCUGUUGGGGCGAACUUUGUAGUGUAUACAGCUGGACUUUACCGGCAAAAUUAUCAUAUAGUACAUGGCGUUAGCAAAGAAAGAAUACGGGUUUGGAUAGACUCACAGAAUUGGGCGUACAUAUAUGCGGGAGGUGAUGGGUACGCUGUUAACUUCGCAGCCAAAGAAGGAGAUUUAGAGAUGUACGCCUGGAAAUCUACAUCAAUGAAUGAGCAAGAAUAUUCACAAACCUCACUUUGUCCAGACGAUCCUAGCGAAACAUUUGAGGUUCCUUACAGAAACAUUGUUCAAAAUCCAUUAACACGUGCAUGGGCGCGAAGUAACACGGGUCCAAACGCUGGUUUCCUAUUUCCAGGAAGUGGUGCAAUGGCCUUCGGGAGGACUAUUUCCGACAGUAUCUGUAGUUAUGGGGGUCUUGUAUAUGCUUACAAUUUUGUAAACAUGCGUUUCUGGAGACCUACAAAUGCGACAAAUGGAGGGUUGAUCUGCGUGUCAAAUUUCUUUGGUAACGGAACGAAUUCUCAGCGGUCAGUCGAUGCAGAAAUCAUAAUGCGUUCCUGGGGAGUUAAAUCCAAGAGAAAUAGCCACAGGUGGACAGUAGAAGUACCACAAGACAAGUGUAUCCGAACCAAACCAAAGAAUUGAAGACAUACAUGAGCUGUUGAAUAUUUAUCACCUCACAAGUCAUAGCAAUGACUUGGCAACUUAUAUAUUUCAUAAUUACAAAAAUGCCAUGACUCUGUUAACCUAGAAAACUUGUGUUUACAAUUUUUUGGCAAUGUUUCUGUCCAUAACUGAGUAAAUGGGUAAAUAAUGCUACUGACAAGAAUCGGAGCCGGGGGCAUUUGUGUUUUCAAACACGUUCUUGUUUAUUGUGUAUUAGAUUAAGAUGUCUUUUUUAAACAUUUCUUUUCAUAUAAAACAAAUAAAUAUUGCUUAGUUUAGUGUUAGAUCGAUAUUUAUUUCUCUUAGUGAACACCAAAAGUUCAUAUUGCACUCGUGGCUGCGCCACUCAUGAAACAUACCUUUUGGUGCUCACCUGGUGAAAUCAAGUCCGAUCUUACACUGAUUAACAAAUAUCCCCUUUAUUAUAAUAUUUUUUAACUGUCCACGCCAUUUGGCUAUAUUGUAGUUGAUAAGUGUAUUGUUUAACAAAAAUGUACUGGGUGUCUUUUAAAUCCUGUAAAUUGUAGUCGGAAUAUUAAUUAGAUUUAGCCUGUUUAAAAGUUUGAAUUCUAUUCAUUAGAUUAACCAAUACAGUUUGUUUUGUUAAGUUUUUACAAAACAAGUAAAAAAAACGACAGGGCAGUAAGAAUUUUUCUUUGGCAAAUAUCUACUUGGUGAUCCGAAACAUUUAGGAUAUUUUUUAUCAUAUCGUAUCAUAUAUUAGAUUACUUAUUAUGUGAUUUUGUUUUGUUUAAAUCAUAAUUAUUUGUUUUAUUUUCUUGUUUGUUUUUACAUGUAAAUGUUUUCAUCAAUUAAA
This is a messenger RNA of Ruditapes philippinarum (Manila clam), 1588 nucleotides long. RefSeq lists its product as uncharacterized. The record is from RefSeq and is a predicted model, not a curated record. Bases 61 to 750 code for a protein of 229 amino acids. The transcript has 5 exons. Lineage: Eukaryota; Metazoa; Mollusca; Bivalvia; Venerida; Veneridae.